Messenger RNA from Vigna angularis (adzuki bean), 4350 nucleotides. RefSeq names its product (R,S)-reticuline 7-O-methyltransferase. The transcript is spliced from 3 exons. NCBI's taxonomy places the organism in Eukaryota, Viridiplantae, Streptophyta, Magnoliopsida, Fabales, Fabaceae. Bases 3002 to 4111 code for a protein of 369 amino acids. Gene Ontology annotation, molecular function: S-adenosylmethionine-dependent methyltransferase activity; protein dimerization activity; O-methyltransferase activity. The record is from RefSeq and is a predicted model, not a curated record. Gene Ontology annotation, biological process: methylation.
CUUAUUCGCACACAUUUCACUAUACCUUCAGCCUUCCUUGCUGCCUCUCAAAAAUUAAUCUUUUACUCUUGCCUCCUUUUUUUGGCUCUUAUGGUAAUAAGAGUGUACAUUUAGUGAUAGUACUUUGGAAGGACGGAAGAGGAAUGCUGGUUUUUACUCCUUAUUUACGUGUGUGGAUCUGCUGUCUAUGCAGACCUUCUUUUUCUUUCUUCUUCUUUAUUCUCUGUUUGUUAUUCUGUUGCACUUCUACUAGAUCAUUGGAUGGAUAUUUUAUGAUCUUGUAAAUUGGUUUCAGCUGCUCAGCAUGGUACUGAGGUGUGGAAUGCAGGCCACUUAUCUCGAAUGAAACCUUUCUAGUCCAGGUUUUUUAUCUCUCUUGUUCAUACUUGUUUUUUGGGUGAAUUAGCAGGAAACAAAUCAACUUCCUUCACCACCAAUCUGACUCUGAUUCUUCUUAUACUUCCUUUCUCUUCGGAUACCUUGUUUUCCUCUCCUGUAAUGCUUCUUUUAUAUGAUGAUGAAAACUGCAGUCUGUAGCUGAAACACUCCUACAUAUAUUUUUGUUGUGCUUCUGUUCAGAACUCAUCUAUCUUUCUCUACAUAGACAGUGAGACAUCUAAAGAGAGUUUCAGAUUUGAGAAGAGUUGAUAUUGGUGAUACAGUUACACAUGAAUUGUUAAGGUUAUUUAACAGUUUUAUGUCAUGGUUAAGAUUUACUCAACUUAAGUGAAUUCUCAUAGAUUAAUUGGUCAUGGAGUCUACUUACUCACUGGUAGUAGCUCUUGCACAAAUUUUAUUUUAUCUUAGCCACUUUCUUCUUGCUUUCAUUUAAACCAUGGUAGUAUAUGUCUGUAAGAUACUUGCUGUACAAUCAAUCAUCCUUAUUUUUUUUUUCAAUUUUCUCUCUUACUUCACAUAAGGCUACAUGUUACUGAGGCCCUCUUAGUAGCAGGCUGUUUCUGUGGCCUUCCAAGAUCUUAAUGGAUUUUGUUUCAGAGGAGGAAUGGGCUGGGCCUUCAUGGUAUGCACUGGGCUUUGGCUGGUCCAGUCCAGAUUUCAUUUUCCUUUGAUACAACUUGCAAGAAACAUGUGCUCUAUGGUUCUGAUCAAUCUACAAACUGCUAACUACUCAAACAGGCCCAUAUGUAUGUUCCAAACAAAUGUUGUCUUUUAAUGUUUAGGACAGAAGAUCUUAAAUUGGAGUUGCAUUGUUCUUUUGCUACGGAAAAUGAUGAAAAUUACAGAUUGAACUGCAGUGGUGAGUAUCACCCACUUCACAUAUUGAUACACAUAGGGUUAGCUCUUACUGGUUUUGAUAUGUACUAUGAUCUUAAGGCCCAGUUAGAAAUGGGCCGUUUGUAUGCCCUCCGAAAUGGGCUGGGACAAGCUGGAAUGGACCAGGCCUUGGAGGAUCCAAUCUAUCAACUGAGUUUAGGUUAGGCCUCAACUUCCAGGACUCCUGCCCCGGUAAACACCGAUCAUUAUUGAGCUUUCCAGAAAGUCCAUUAUGAGAAAAAGAUUGAAGGUGGUCCAAGAAUUUUAUAAUUUACACUCUUUAGUUUGUUUCUUACUCAUCCUUUAAAUAUCUUCAUCCAACUUCUUUCAUUUUGGGAUGAGUAUAAUAGGAUAUAGGAAGUUAAACUCUUGAUUUCACUCUCACUUUAAUGAAUCUUUCAUUCUCUUUUCAUAUUAGAAUGAGUAUUUGGGAACAUACGUUCUACAAUUAGGAAUAUUCAUUUAAGAAUGAAAGACAAUGAACCAAAAACUUUAUAGGAUGGAGAAUUUUAUAUAUCUUAUUUUGAUAUAACUUGUAGACUUCAUAGUCGUACAAAAUUUGACCCACACUACAUAAUUAACCAGGGUAGGUGUAUUUGUUUACCUAACAAAAUUUGUCUCUAUUGUUAACGACAAGGUCUUAAAUUGCAGUAGCAUUGCUCUUAUGGUAAGAAAAAUUGCUGAAAGAUAUGUGCUAAGUGCAACUGUGGUCACCAUGUGCGUGAGAGUCUAUUUUUAUUGUACUGAUUGCAUCCCUUGAACUGUUGUUUCACUUUGAUAAUAAAAAAACAAAAACACUAACUGACAUGAUAAGUCAUAUUCAUCAUUGCAUUGCACCACCUGUCUUGAUUUCAUUGGCCUUCGGUACCAAUUUCUAUCAGAAUUAUUGAAGGCUUACGUUUAUACGUUUGAUCUCUCGCUAUAACGUGUCAACUUUCAAAUGGAGCAAAAUAACAGAUGUGACUACCAGGUUUGUCGUUUAUCAUAUAUCUUGGUUAGGUUCUUCUCUUUUUAAUACAUGCCUUGAAAGCUUCUUCUACUUCAUUACAAAAGUAAUGCAUCAAUAAUAAUGUUUAUUGAUAGAUGAUGUCUGUUUUAAAAUGGCAUAAACUAUAAACUAUCUACAGUGAUGAUUAUUUUAAAACUGCAUGAAAUAGAAGACUAUAGCAUAAUCUAUGAACAGUGAUGGUUACUGCAUGAUAAUAAUGUAUCAGCAAUAAUGUUUAUUAGAAAAAUGUAUGAUAUAAGAAUGGCAAUAAUGUAGGAGUAAUGAUGUUUAUUGGAAAACUGUGUCAUUGGGGUGAGUCACUAUCCAAAAUCAGGGGUGAGAUAGUAUAAAUCUGGCUGAAAUGCAUGAAAAUUGCAAUACAUGUGUCCUUACAGUACCAAUGAAGUUGCUCUAAAGCAGAGAACAGACUUUAUUGGGUGUGAUCUGCACCACACACUCACCCAUCACCUAGCAUCAUAGCUUUUCAAUAAUUUAACAGCACGUUCCUGGAAAUCUGUGAUAUGAAUCUCAACCACACACAGCAUCUACCCUAUCAGUUCUAACAUUGAACUGAAGCAAUCAACCACACACGUCAUGCUACCUUAUCAUCUUUAUUAACCACCAUUUCCACACCCACUGAAUUCACUCACUGGAACCCUAGUUGUAAGUAAGAGAAAGGCUUCUUGCACUCAGCACGGACUUCAUACCUCUGAUUCUUUGUAUAGAACUCCACAGAAUAUGGAGACUGUUCUUUCCAACCACUCCCCACCUUUGGAAUUCAAGGGUUUGAGCAAUGAGGAGGAAGAGUCACUUCUAGGGCAAGUUGAAAUAUGGAGAUACAUGACAAGCUUCACUGAUUCCAUGGCCCUAAAAUCUGUGGUAGAGCUUCGCAUAGCAGAUAUAAUAGACAGCUAUGGCAAACCACUAUCCUUGUCUCAAAUUGUGGAGAACAUUGAGAAUGCACCUUCCCCAGAUGUGAGUCUUCUGGAGAGAGUGAUGAGAGUGAUGGUGCGCAGAAAGAUCUUCAGUGCAGAGAAAUCAGAGACUGGAGAGACCCUUUACGGCUUGACGCGUGCUUCCAAAUGGAUCCUACGAGACACAAAAAUCACCUUAGCACCAUUCUUGCUGUUGGAGAACCACCCAAUUCACCUCAACCCUGCUCACUACAUCAGUGAGAUUGUGAGAGAAGGCACCAAAAACGGCACUGCUUUCUUCAGGUGCCAUGGGCAUGAACAAUUUGAGAUGACGGGGUUGGACUCCGAGUACAACAGGUUGUUCAAUGAGGGGAUGGUGUGCACCACUAAGUUUAUCACCAAGGCUGUCAUCAAUGGCUACAGAGAUGGGUUUAACAAGAUUGAGUCUUUGGUUGACGUGGGAGGUGGCAUUGGAGGCUCUCUUUCUGAGAUUGUCAGGGCUUACCCUCACAUCAAAGGCAUCAACUUUGACUUGCCUCAUGUCGUUGCCACUGCACCUAACUUUGAUGGAAUCACUCAUGUUGGAGGUGACAUGUUCGUCUCCAUUCCCUCUGCUGAUGCCAUUUACAUGAAGUGGAUUUUGCAUGACUGGAGCGACGAGCACUGCGUGAAGAUCCUGAAGAACUGCAGGAAAGCAAUACCAGAGAAGACAGGAAAGGUGAUAAUUGUGGAUCAUGUGCUUCGACCCGAAGGGAACGAACCCUUCACUGAUGUUGGCAUUGCAUUUGACAUGAUGCUUCUCGCUCACAACGCUGGUGGCAAAGAGAGGACCGAAGAGAAUUGGAAGUGGCUAUUCAAAGAAACAGGAUUCACUCGUUACAACAUCAUCAAGAUCAACGCUCUCCCCUCUAUCAUCGAGGCGUAUCCAAUCUGAAGAAGCUACAUCUUCGUAUGUCUCGUGUUAUUGUUGUUGCUGUCAUCAACAGCUUUAUGAUCUUCGUGUUAUAUCAUGUGGCUUUCUCUAUUGCCUACUAAAUAAAAACUAUAAACGCCACCACGAAAGUAAUGCAGGGUUCAUAUGGGUUAUAUGUAUAUGUUCCUUGAAGCGAGUGGUGCGUGGUUGUCAAGAAUCUGUUGCUCUUUAUUAAGGAAUGAAAUGUCUGGUGUGUACAA